UUUGCCUGGACAGAGCUGGGCUGGAUGGAGUCCGUACCCUAUCUUGAUAGGCCUCCAUCCCCGCUGGAGUUUUAUCGAGAAUGGGUGAGUCCGAAUAAACCUUGUAUAAUUCAGAAUGCCAUCAGCCACUGGCCGGCUCUGAAGAAAUGGACCUCAGCGUACCUCAGGGAGGUAGUAGGUCCCAAGGUAGUGAGUGUGGCAGUAACACCAAAUGGUUAUGCAGAUGCGGUGUUUCAGGACCGUUUUGUCAUGCCAGAGGAACGCCAAAUGCCUUUCAUGGACUUUUUGGACAUUGUGGAGAAGAAAGUGACCUCUCCCAACGUAUUCUAUGUGCAGAAGCAGUGUUCAAACCUCACCGAGGAGUUCCCUGAACUUGUCUGUGAUGUGCAGCCUGACAUACCAUGGAUGACUGAGGCACUUGGGAAGAAGCCUGAUGCUGUGAAUUUCUGGCUUGGGGAAUCAGCUGCUGUGACAUCUUUACAUAAAGAUCAUUAUGAGAACUUGUACUGUGUGAUAUCUGGAGAGAAACAUUUUCUACUGCAUCCACCGAGUGACCGUCCCUUCAUCCCAUAUGAGCUCUAUCAGCCAGCAACCUACCAGGUGUCAGAAGAUGGGUCAUUUCAAAUUGUGGAUGAGAAGAGUGCAGAUAAGAUGCAGUUUUGCCCCAUCCACAUGCUUUCUGUAAGAAUCAUACAAGCCAAGAACAUCAAGUCGAGAGACCUGUUGACUGCAUCAGACUGCUAUGUGCGCUUGUGGCUGCCAUCUGCUUUGAAUGGAAAGCUUCAGACCAAAACCAUCAAGAAUUCUGACAACCCUGUCUGGAAUGAGACUUUCUACUUUAGGAUCCAGAGAGAAGUUGAGAACAUUUUAGAAUUGGCAGUGUGUGAUGAAGACCCACUCACCAAAGAUGACAUGCAGUUCACAGUUCUUUUUAAUGUUGCUAGAAUCAGACCCGGAGAGACACUCCGUGAGACAUUUGCUUUGAAAUCAGAGAAAGAGACGUGCGUUAAGAAAUGGGAAAGUUUGGAAGUGGAAUUCUGGAUGGAAAGAAUUCCUGGCCCUCCAGAGCACCUCAUUACCAAUGAUGUCCUAGUGUCCCGUGAGGUUUGCUGCUUGGAAGUGCAAGUGGACAUUAAUGAAAGCAGGAAAUAUUUGAAAGAGGGUAAAAAUCUCGUGCUUAUGGUGCCUGCAUCUCAUGAGAGAACACACAAAACUACGGAGGACACAGAUACUUUCUACUUCCAUUGUGUGAAGGCUUGGGAACCAGUUCUAAAAGUCAGGCUGCAGAAAGUUUCUGAUAAGGAAGAUGACAGUAGCAAUUUAAGUGACACCUUAACAGUACCGCUGAAAUUUCUGCCUGUUGGACAUAAAGUGAAAGUAACCCUGCCUGUAAGACAUAAUGUGCCACUGCAGUUGUACCUCCAGCUAAAUGAUUGCACAGAAAAACUAGACGUGCGUUUAGGAUAUGAUCUGUGCCGAGAAGAGCAAGAAUUCUUGCAAAAAAGGAGGAGAGUGGUUGCCAGUGCCCUGAAAAGGGUUCUUCAUCUGGAAAGAGAUCUGCAUGGACACGAGGUCCCAGUAAUAGCUGUUAUGGCAACAGGCGGAGGCCUCAGAGCAAUGUCAGCUAUGUUUGGCCACCUCUUAGCUCUUCAGAAGCUAAAUCUGUUGGACUGUGUAACCUAUGUCACCGGGGCUUCUGGCUCAACAUGGACACUAGCAGACCUGUAUGAGCAUGCCGACUGGUCACAGAAGACUCUGGAGGGGCCGCUUAAGGCAGUAAAAGAACAAGUGACAAAAUGCAAGCUCAACCUUAUGUCUAUAGAGCAUCUGAAGUAUUAUCACAAGGAACUCGCUGAAAGGGCAAAAGCAGGACAUGUGUCAUCUUUUACAACUCUGUGGUCACUUGUUCAGGAAAUGUUCUUACAUGAACGGCCAAGAAAGUACAAACUCACAGACCAGCGCAAGGCAUUGGAGCAUGGACAAAACCCAUUGCCCUUCUAUGCGGUCCUCAAUGUGAAAGAGGAAAAGUUCAGUACUUUCAAAUUUAGAGAGUGGGCGGAAUUCUCUCCUUACGAGGUGGCCAUACCAAAAUACGGAGCCUCCAUUCGUUCAGAAUAUUUUGACAGUGAGUUCUUCAUGGGAAGGCGAGUGAAGAAGCUGCCAGAAUCUCGGAUCUGCUAUCUGGAAGGUCUUUGGACAAACAUCUUUACUAGGAAUUUGCUGGAUGGCUUGUACUGGUCCUCAAAUUCAAAUGAAUUCUGGGAACGAUGGGCCAAAGAUAUGGUAGAUAUAG
Molecule: messenger RNA, 2293 nt
Organism: Fulmarus glacialis (Northern fulmar)
Lineage: Eukaryota; Metazoa; Chordata; Aves; Procellariiformes; Procellariidae
Product: cytosolic phospholipase A2 beta-like
Exons: 20
Biological process (GO): glycerophospholipid catabolic process
Cellular component (GO): cytosol
Molecular function (GO): calcium ion binding; calcium-dependent phospholipid binding
Source: RefSeq, a predicted model, not a curated record